This is a messenger RNA of Hippocampus comes (tiger tail seahorse), 3527 nucleotides long. RefSeq names its product carbonic anhydrase Va (gene ca5a). The record is from RefSeq and is a predicted model, not a curated record. Gene Ontology annotation, molecular function: zinc ion binding; carbonate dehydratase activity. Bases 377 to 1327 code for a protein of 316 amino acids. NCBI's taxonomy places the organism in Eukaryota, Metazoa, Chordata, Actinopteri, Syngnathiformes, Syngnathidae. Gene Ontology annotation, cellular component: mitochondrion; cytoplasm. The transcript has 7 exons.
AGUCAACACUUUUUGACGGGUGGGAAGAGAGGACAUUUUGUACUUAUCGGUUAUCUUUUCAGGAAUUUCCAACGAAUUGACACUGUAGGGUGAUACAGACAGUUGUUGUUUUUUUUCUAUGUGUUUUAUGUUUUUUGGCAGCGUAUGCCGAAAGCGAGAGAGGAUAGAGAGAGACAGAGAGACAGAGAGAGAGAGAGAGAGAGAGAAAGCAGCCUGCUGUCAGUGCAGCUUCACGUCUGUCUAACUGACAGCUAACUUUGGGCUCAUUGAACAAUACAGUGGUUAGCUGUACGGUCAGGGGGAAAGCACCACGGUGUGUGGGAAGUUUUUUUGGUAGCCGACUGCUUUGAAAGAGGAAACGCGGGACUGCAUCAAGAUGGUGACUUUGUCAUCAGUAAUUCGCCCUCUGGCUUCUCAUCUUCACCGGCAGCUCUUGAGGCACACCAGGCGGAGUCAGUGGCUCACUCCCGUCCGUGGAUGUAAUCUAACAGCGUGCUCCAGCAGAUAUGUGUUGUCGCAAAUGCAUCCCAUGUGGCAGGGCCCCCUGGCAGUUCCCGGAGGUGACCGCCAGUCUCCCAUUGAUAUUGUCGUCCGCAAGAGCGUCUUUGAUUCCCAGCUGAAACAUUUGAUCGCUGACUAUGACCCAACAACUUGUCAGCAAAUCUGGAAUAAUGGUUACUCCUUCUUGGUUGAAUAUGAUGACACUACGGACAAGUCAACUUUGAAAGGGGGCCCUUUGCAAGACAAAUUUAGGCUGUGCCAGUUCCACUUCCACUGGGGCGAGAGCAACGCCUGGGGGUCAGAGCACACCGUGGACAGGAGGUUAUUUCCUGCAGAGCUUCAUUUGGUCCACUGGAACUCAGAUAAGUACAGUCUGUUUGAGGAGGCAGUGAUGGAGGACAAUGGCCUGGCGGUUAUUGGAGUCUUUCUCAAGGUGGGGAAGAGACACGAUGGCCUGCAGAAACUGGUCGAUGCUCUCCCUGCAAUCAGACACAAGGGAAGUGUGGUCGAGUUUACGAAAUUUGAUGCUGGCUGCCUGUUGCCAAACAACACUGAGGAUUACUGGACGUACCACGGCUCUCUUACAACGCCUCCUCUGACAGAGUCUGUCACCUGGAUCGUCAUGAAGCAGGCCAUAGAAGUUAGCCAUGAUCAGCUGGCUGUCUUCCGGAGCCUUCUGUUCACCUCGGCCGAGGAGGAGGUCCAGAAGAGCAUGGUGAACAAUUUCCGUGUGCAGCAGCCCUUGCGAGGUCGCACUGUGCGCUCAUCCUUCAGUCCCUUCCUUAAGGAGUCACCAUCUGACCAAGAUGACCAGCACACUCACUGAUGCCACCAAGUGCUCUACUCUUUAUUACUCUGCAUCCUGUUACAGUUGGUGCACCAAAACAAGUGUAUUUUCUAAAAAAACAAAAAAGUAUUUUAAAGUAAAAUGUCAUUUAUAUUGUGCCUGUUGGUUUUACAAACUAACUGUAGUUUUACUGAUUUCUAGUCACAUAAAUUAUAUUUAUUUCAAAUUGACAAUUUGAUUUUAGAAGAGGUUCUGUCGAUCAGCAGCUGAAGACUCAAGAGCACCGUGUGCUGGCCACAGUGGGUAUAACAGAAAAUCCCCCUUUUUGCACCACUGAUAGGCAUUACAUCUUAUUUUUACUGAGUCUUUUUUUUUUCUUACGCUGUCUGUGACAAGCACCCCCAUACAACAAAUUUGUCAAGCAACAUUAAUUAGCCCUUAAUUGGAUACAUUUACACAUGCCGGGUGUUUAUGUGAAUAUUUUUUAUGCUAAAAAGAUAAUCUAGUCCAGUGCCUUAAAUUAUGUUGAGCGGACUUCCACAGUUUAUGAUGAGAGGGACUCACAUUGCCCUUCUACUGUGAGAUAAUUGAAAAGAAGGAGUCUGAAAUGACCUUCUUUCCUUGUUCUCAAGUCUUGUGUUUACGUCUACUGCCACAUUCAUUGUGAUAGUCUCCCCCCACUCAAGGCCUACUCAAGUGUCGUGAAAAGGAAGAAUCACCCCCUUCCCUGUGUAGUUACAGUACUUUAUUAUUCGUUGGUGUCUCUUCACAAUUUUGCCAAAGCUGAAGCAGCUUUCAUUGACACAAGGUCAGCCGACUCUCAAUAAUAUCCAUCAACUAUGCCUUGAAGGGUCAAUCUUACUAUGCAACAUUCGGCCAAGAGGGACGCCUUUUGAGACACCAUGUAGACAAAAACGCGCAAGGCACAUUAUAAAAUGAAGGUCAGAGGGGACUCGGGAUGAGGCGACGGAAGUUUGACAGUGUACAAAACUGUUCUUUGGGUUCUUACCUUAUAGAAUGAGUCUACUUGACGAGUGUAUCUGACUGUGAUCGUAAGCGAUGGCCACUAUUCAUCUUCAUUUCAGAAGAAGAAAGGCUGAGCACUCACGCUUGUCAUUUUAAUCCCAAUGUAACAAUAUUACUGCGCAUACUGACCCCACUCCUCUCUUGAAGUAGCCUUUUCUCUCAUGAUCUCAGACACCCGCCCUGAGCCAUCUCCCCAGUUGGUCCUUGUUGUUGCCCAAGUGGACUGGAUGUGGAAUGAAAAGACAUAAUACACACUUGCAAGUGAAAUGAACAGGUUGCGUAGACAACACAAAAACCAAGAUGAGCAGGUCAUGGCUGGAGGUGGUCCGUUUUGACAUCGCUUGCUGGCCAUAUUUAUGGAAAACAUUUGGUGUCUAUGUUAUUGUUGGUGGUUUUCCAUCGAAUGCAACACAACGCUGCCUUCAUCACAUGUUUCACAGAUGCAUUUGACUGCACAUUAUCCGCCUUCAUGUAUCAUGGCAUUUUAUGAUGUGAAACUUCAUUGAUUCCUAUCAGAAUGCUAUGAAUAUGAACAUCCAUUCAUUAUCUGAACCGCUUAUGCCCACGAGGGUCGCGGGCGUGCUGGAGCCUAUCCCAGCUGUCCUCAAGCAGUAGGCGGGGUACAAAAUCAGUAUCAAUUUCAUUUAAAUAACUGUUGUAUAGCUUCCUUUUUUACAAUCAGUAUUUAUUCACUGAUGAUUUCAAUGUACUGGCAAUUUUGUCUCUGUGGGCCGACAUGUUAUGAGUAUCUCUGCUUGUGUGUCUCUGACUUUUUUUUAGCACUCUAUCAAUGAAUCUGACAUUAUGACAUGCGUCAUUUUUACAAAUCAAUUGCUGUUAUUAUGCUUGUUUUCAUGGUGCCUUUUAUCAUCUGCAGCCACUUACAAAGUGUUAGCUUUUCAGUUUGAGGAUCAUAGAUUGUCCGAAUUUAUGUACGUUGCACACUUUCUAUAUGCACUACAUAUUCUGACUGCUUAUUUGUUCAUGGGGCAGUCAACAUUCCUGGAGAGCGGGGACUCAUCAAAGUCUGUCCUCUCACAGCAUGCCUUUUUGGAUAGCUCCUUUGUUGUCCUGCCGUGCGACCGGGAAGAGUUUUGCUCCUCAAGACCCUUGAUUUUAAGGGAAUGUAUGAAAACAUGUUGAUUGUCCAGAUGGAGAUGGGCGGAAACUGACAUUCAUUCAUGUCAUAGCAAUACAAUGGUGUUUAAUGCAA